Molecule: messenger RNA, 5101 nt
Organism: Xyrauchen texanus (razorback sucker)
Lineage: Eukaryota; Metazoa; Chordata; Actinopteri; Cypriniformes; Catostomidae
Product: stromal interaction molecule 1-like
Exons: 14
Coding region: 283-2676 (797 amino acids)
Biological process (GO): store-operated calcium entry; intracellular calcium ion homeostasis; activation of store-operated calcium channel activity
Cellular component (GO): endoplasmic reticulum; plasma membrane
Molecular function (GO): protein binding; calcium ion binding; calcium channel regulator activity
Source: RefSeq, a predicted model, not a curated record
CCAGGGAGCCCGCCGUGAAGCGAGGAGGAAGCGCAGCACAUACGGCCUGACAGAGGACGAGGAAGCCGCCGUCCACCUGCCGUAUUACCUCAUCGGCGGGCAGGGAGAAUUUACAGAAACCCUCGCUUGACUGUAAUCGUGUUUUUUUGUGUGAAUGAAUAACAAUGUUUAACGAAUAGGCAACAUGGAUUCUCGUGAGAGAGAUGAGCCGCUGAAGACGAACCUUUGAGUUGAAUCACAAAAAGCGAGACGAUCCUGAACGAAGAUCAGAGCUGUCCCAGUAUGGAGCUCAGCAAACUGGUGACUUUUUGGAUCGUGUGUAUGUGCUUCUUGUGGGAAUGUCAAGCGGACAAACCUUUUCAAGUUAGCACAGACUCCCAACAAGUGGACAACGAAGUGUCAGAGCUUUGCCGCAUUGAUAAAUCCCUAUGCCAAGAUGAGAACGCCAUCCUCAGUUUUGAGGCCAUCCGCAGCAUUCACAAGCAAAUGGACGAUGAUGCCAAUGGAAAUGUGGAUGUUUCAGAGACUGAUGGGUUUUUAAGAGAGGAUCUCAAUUACCAUGACCCUAAAGCCAAGCACAACAGUUUCCACGGCGAUGACCAGUUCAUCAGCGUGGAAGACCUCUGGAAUGCCUGGAAGAUUUCGGAAGUGUAUAACUGGACAGUGGAUGAAGUCGUGGAUUGGCUUAUUGGCUAUGUCGAAUUGCCACAAUAUGUAGAAGCCUUCCGCAAGAUGAAUUUCAAUGGUACCUCUAUGCCCCGUUUGGCUGUGAAGAACGGCACUCUGACACAGACAGUUCUGAAGAUUCUGGACAGGAGUCAUGUUCAGAAACUACAGCUCAAGGCUCUGGACACGGUUCUGUUUGGAGCUCCUAUGAUGAACAGACAUAACCAUCUGAAGGAUUUCAUGCUGGUCGUGUCUAUAGUCAUUGGUAUGGGAGGCUGCUGGUUUGCUUACAUCCAGAACCGGUACUCUAAAGACCACAUGAAGAAGAUGAUGAUAGACCUCGAGAGCCUCCAGAGAGCGGAGCAGAGCCUUCAUGACCUCCAGCAGAAACUUCAGAUCGCUCAGGAGGAACAUCGCUCUGUGGAGGUGGAGAAAGUGAACUUGGAGCAGAAGAUGAGGGACGAGAUCCAUGCCGCCAAACAGGAGGCCCAGAGACUAAAGGAGCUCCGCGAGGGAACAGUGAACGAGCUGAGCCGACAGAAAUAUGCAGAGGAGGAGCUUGAGCAGGUGCGUAUGGCCCUGAAGAAGGCAGAGAAGGAGCUGGAGUCUCGCAGCUGCUGGUGUCCUCCUGAUGCUCUGCAGAAAUGGCUGCAGCUCACACAUGAGGUGGAGGUACAGUACUACAACAUUAAGAAGCAGAACGCUGAGAGACAGCUGCAGGUGGCCAAAGAUGGGGCUGAAAAGAUCAAGAAGAAGAGAAAUACUUUGUUUGGGACGUUCCAAGUGGCACACAGCUCUUCACUGGAUGACGUAGACACCAAAAUUCUUGCAGCUAAGCAAGCACUGGGUGAGGUCACAGCAGCUUUGAGAGAGAGACUCCACCGCUGGCAGCAGAUUGAGAUUUUGACAGGCUUCAACCUGGUCAAUAACCCUGGCCUGCCCUCUUUGGCCUCCGCCCUCAACUUGGACCCCAGCUUCAUGGGCGGCCGCGGCACACCCCAGCACUUCAUGUCCGACGACAUGGAUGACAUGGAUGAGGACAUAGUGGCACCUGGAACCCUGCAAUAUGCUGCCUGGCUUGUGGGCCGUCGAGCGAGUGAUGUUUGGUCUUUGAAUUCAGACUGCCAGUCAUUUUGGAAGUACUCUGCUCCCAGUAUGAUGUCACUCCGCCAACGCCACAUCGACCCACAGCUGGCCCUGGGCUCGCAGAGGUUGGUAGAGACCUGUCUUUUGACUGGUGGGCAAGAAGGAGAGGGUAGUUCGUACCCAUCCUGGUCUAGGGGAACUCUACGUCAGACGCAUAGCCAAUCGCUGCCUCCGCUUUCCUCGGCCGUGUCGCAUUCCUCCAUCUACUCUGCCUCCUCAUCCCACUCUCCCCACUCCUCCUAUUUUGUUCCCAUCCCUCAUGCAACCCACUAUCACUCUUCAUAUUUCCAGCCCAUGGACACCAUCCCAGACCUUCCGUCCAAUGCCAGCCCCAGCUAUGGAGACCUGAACCGCUCCGACUCUGAUUCUUCCUUAUGUAUAUCCCAGACUGGCGAGCAGCUGCGCCUGUGCUACAGCUCUAAAGGCUUACCUAUAAAGCCUACCUCCCUUCUACAUGGCCCCCUCUCGCGCUCUGAGGAGGGUGCCCCCUCCCACUCACACACUCCCAAUGGAGGCAACCGUGUCGCAGACGGGAGCGCCUCUCCCGAUGGAGGCUCCGAUAGUCCAAUUUUAAUGAAGAAGGUGUACAGCAAUGAGAAAUCUGCCAGCAUGAGCGAGAUCCACGGCUCGCAGGUGGUGAUGUCCAUGUCAGAAUCCUCACGUUCCCUAAGCCCCAACUCCACUGACCCCGACUCUCCAUCCCCCACUGGACUGACUGGGGGCAAGGCAGGAAGCCGCAUCCCUCAGAUAGCCUCGAAAAAGAGCCCCCUAGAGGAGGACAGUGGUUCUACAGGUGAAGAUACUGACUCUGCUGCCAGUCGCAAGAAACACACCUUCAAGAUCUUCAAGAAACAAAAGAAAUGAGAACCUGUGCUAUUGUUUUAUUUUUUCCUCUUUUCUUUUUAUUGUAUUGUUACAAUCAAUGUUUUGAUUCUCCCCUUCCUUCCCAUCCCCAUCACCCCUGGUGUGAAAUUGGCACAACGGAAUUCCUUUUCAAGCUCUGUGUAGAAACAUUUUGUCUUUUCAGAAGAACUUUAGGAACAAAAGCAUGGUUUUUAGGUGUGGGUGGGAAUGGAUCACCAGUGGAAACCUGUUGGACUUUUUGGGAAUGUGACACAUUAUUUAUUCAGCAGGAGACAGUGCCAGACUUGCAAAGCAUUCUUCCACAUGAUGGACUAUUCUUUCCUUGUAUAAUCUGUAUCAGUUUGCAUGUCUUCGCCUUUGUUUGAUUGCACUUUGAAUGCUCCUAUAUGUUUGCUUGGCUCUUUCUCCAUUUUUCUUAAACACAAAAUAUCCUGGUUCUUUUGUUUCAACAAGCACACUGUAUCUUUUGUCUUUCAAGUUAAAACAAAUCAUCAACUGGAUAUUUAAUGGUAUGCUUCUUUCACCAUUUAUGGACACUGAACUGUAAAAGGGCUGAAAUAUCAUUUUAAACUGCCCUCAAAUAUGUUGCACUAUUUCUGAAUGUUGAUGUGUUGGUUUUGUAAAGAAAAAAAUAAUUGAGAACAUGCUGGAAACACAAACAUGUUUACGCAAAUCGAGACACUGAAAGUAUCUCUAAGGCUUCAGGGAUUCCUGGGAUGUGGCGUAAUUAAGCAAUUACAAAUUUUGUGUAGAUCAUUCCAAAACUUUCAGACAAAACAAGGUGGUUUAUGAAUAUUAACAUGAAGGUUUUCCGUGGCCUCAUUCCUUGACUGUUUUUGUUGACAUCAGAUAUAGAGACCCCAUCAAAAUGCACCCUUUCUUUUUUUUGAUAUUAUAAAAGAUAAAUAAUUACAGCUUCAAGAGAUCUUAAGAAAAUAUUGUCAGCUUUAUCUAAAGUGCCAAAUCGAAGCCUCUAUACAUAAAAUGUAUUCACUUCCCGAAGUUCAAAUUUCUGCUUGGUAAGACCACAAAUAUGAGUCUUUGAUGUAAUUUAAUUGGCUUAAUAUGAAUGAUUGAAAAGAUGCAUAGAAUUAAAAUGUUUUUAAAAGAGUGCAUUGAUGCUCUGCUUUGAAUUUGACAAUAUAAGGCAGUUGUUUUGACCUGCAUAAAAUGUAAUCCUUGUUUUGGGGUGCUGAUUUAUGUUGAAAGCAGGCUAGGCCACACAAAAUUGCUGUCAUAAUGAAGUGACGUUUUAAGUGCUUUUAAGUGGUCCGAUGUUUAGGCAGAUGAGUUUUACCACAGUGCAUUUUCAGAGAUUGGAGACCAGUUUCUGUUCUUAUGGUUUAUGUAAUGAUCUCAAAGAUAAAUGCCAUCUUUAUCCAAUAGCACUAAAAUGUACAAGCACACUUUCCAUUAAUAGAGAAAAGGGGGUUAAAAACUUAUUAGGUUUACUGUAGUUCGGCAUUAAAGGAAUAGUUCACCCACAAAUGUCAAUAUACUCUGCUUCAUGUCAUUUAAUGAAGCAUAUUCCUGCUGCUCUUUUCCAUAAAAUGGAGGUGAAUGAGGACUGUGGCUGGCGAUCUCCAAAUUGAUUGGAUUAUUGGCUCUGUUGUAUUCGAUAACCGGAUCGGACAUUGCUACUGUCAUGAAUGUGUCAAAGAGAGCUAGGGCAUUUCCAGUUGAAUUAUUUCCAAUGAAUACAAAUUUACAUUUUGGUCUGUUUACCACACAAAUACUAUCGUAAGAUUUGGAAUAUAGUGCACGAGUUGUAUAGAUCACUUUCAUUAUAAUUUUUUGGUGAAUUCAAAAAUUCACCUUUUGUGUUCCACUGAUAAAAGUUUUACAUGUUUGGAAUGACAUGAAGGUGAAUAAACCACUGAACUAUUCCUUGAACUAUUCCUUUAAUUCAUUAACUUUGUUUCAACCCCCGGGUUUUAAAAUCCACUAACCUGGAGGCAAACCAAUGCAGUGCUGCACGAAACAUGAUUCUCUGUUAAUUAUUUUGUAAAAGAUGGUAAAAGUCCACAUUCAAAUGCAUAUUAACCAAUCAGUCUUUACCGGGAACGAACUGUUGGUCAUAUGUAUUUGUUUCAUCUGUGCCUCUUUUGCACGAAGAAGCUCUUUUGUCAGUGUUGCCCGUGUGUCGGUCCGGUCUGGUGCAGUAAACUGCACUUCACUGUGUUUAUGCAUGUUCUCAACACCAGUUCUCAACAGCGGACAGGGGAAAAGAUAGGGGCUUUUUUUUUAACACUAUCUCUUUAGAUAUUUCACUAUUCACUUCUCCGUUUGAGCUGUUUAUGCUUAUAAUGUGGAGGGAGAGGUAGGAAAACAAAGAGGAAAAAAUAUAAUUUAGCAUCUUCUGUAAUGUUAAAAUCUGUAGUCUUCAAAUUUUAUGGCACUCCUGCAUGAAAGCAAUAAAAAAAUU